AUGAGCGCGCGCAGUUGAGGGCGCUGGCAUCCGCGGCGCGUCGUUCCUUUUUAUCGCGCUUUCGACGCGUCGUCGACCAGAUCAGCUCUCGGCCAAAGCCAAAGGGAGAACAGUGCGAUCGAGAAGCAGACACCUCGCUGAGAUCUGACAAGUCGGCCGGGCUGAUCCUUCACGGUGACUGGCAAGUCAGACGUGCUGAAAGCCUGCAGCAUAGUCGCUGGCGCGCCGCCUUUGUCACGCCUAUUGUUCUUUGUAGCGCAUCACGGGACGCCACACUUGCAUUGAUCGCAUUCGCACACGCACACGCCCGCACGGCUCGCUACAGCCGGUCUCUUCGCUGAGAAUCGUCACGCACGGACCUGUCGACGUUCCAUCUCGUCUGCCAGGCGACAACUCUGCACGCUCGAAGCUGAGCCAGCAGGCAGUCAGGCACAUCUGACCGAAAAACACACACUCCUUCUAUUCCUAUAUACCAUCACUCAAUCAGACUGCGAUCAUGUUCACGCGGAUCGUCGUCAUCGCUCUGGCAGCUAGCCACGUGGCCCUUUGUUUCGCUAGCUCACUGGAUGGCACACGAGCCGACAGUAAUCUACAAAGGCGAGUUCAUGGCGAUGAGCAUGACUUGAUCCGUCAGCGAGCUCGUCAGCGUCGUCAUCGCGUCAACGCCUUUGGCCGUGCGCUUGCGAAGCAAAGGCGUAGUGACCCUCUUCAACAGGACAAACGUAGCCAGCCAGAGAUGAUCAAACUACAAAAGCGUCAAGGCUUUCCUGACAUUGCGGGCAUACUCGGCGGCGGCGGUGGCGCGACGACGACGGCGACAGCACAGCCGACGUCCACAGGCAGUUCCGCGAGUCCGACGAGUACCAGCAGUCACGGUGGCUUCUUCGGCGGCAUCGAUUCUGCCCUGAGCAGUUUCUUUGCCGACUCAACGACCUCGACUGCUUCGCAGACCGUGCCAGCGUCGAGCUCAUCGUCAUCGUCAUCGACCUCGAGCUUGCCGACGACAAGCUCGUCCGUCAGCUCAUCGUCUGUCACGACAAGCACGACUAGUCUGGUCACCAGUAGCUCGUCAUCCAGCCGGCUAACGCGCACGAGCACCUCUACGCUUGCUUCGUCCACCACAAGCAACUCGCUGUCCAUCAUCUCGUCCUCGGCAAGUGCGACUGCAACGAGCUCGCCGGACUCGUCAAGCUCGUCAUCUCAUGCCGGGGUUGGCAAGAAGGCGAUCAUCAUCAUUGCAAGCAUCGCAGGCAGUAUAGCCCUUAUCUACAUCAUUUGGACUAUUAUUCGCAAGCUCAAGUUCAAGCCGAGCAAGAGGUUCGAAGACCGAUACAACUCUGUCGAUUUCGGACCGAGUAACACAAUUGAUCACCGCUCGGACUCUGAUCACAGCCAAGAUCUUGACGAAAAGCUCGCAUAUGGUGCGGGCGCAAUACCUUCGUCGCGAUCAUUCAACAACCACAGUCAUGGUGGCUCGAUGGGAAGUCUACAGGCUCCCACUGGCCUUCGACAGCAGCACUCGCCACGAGAAGAGCUCAACGACAUCCUGCCCUCUUUGCCGCCCACAGAUCUCUCAUCGCAAGCGGGCACGAUCAAGCGCAAGUCGCCACCGUCAUUCAAUGACAAUGUCAACAUGUCUGCGCUCGGUCGUACCAAUUCCGGACGAUCUCUGAUGUCCCAGACGCCUUCAAUGGCACGCAAUGACAACUACAUGACCGGCGCACCACUCGCUUUGCCAGGCUCGCAGGAUCAUUAUCAACGAGCGAGCUACCAACCUCAGGAUGCCUACUAUCAGCAGCAACCGUCUGCUGAGCAGUACUAUCAAUCCACACACUACGCGCAGCCCUACGCGAGCUACGGACAGCCACAGACGCACGCACAAGGACAGGCAUACCCGAAUUCGCAGAUCCAAGGACAGGCCUACCCACAACAGCAGCAGAGACAGGAUCUGCCGGAUAUCUAUGGAGGCUACAACUGAUCCCGACACUUCACGACAUCCACGUCUCGCGUGCAAGCGAGCCGGCCUUCUU
Mixia osmundae IAM 14324 is the source of this 2030-nucleotide messenger RNA. RefSeq lists its product as uncharacterized. The record is from RefSeq and is a predicted model, not a curated record. Bases 497 to 1978 code for a protein of 493 amino acids. NCBI's taxonomy places the organism in Eukaryota, Fungi, Basidiomycota, Mixiomycetes, Mixiales, Mixiaceae. The transcript is spliced from 3 exons.